CGUGCCUAUCACGAAAAAGUCAUUUCACACUACGAAAAGCCUAGAAAUGUUGGCUCUUUGCCCAAAGGUGACUUGGAUGUUGGAACAGGUCUCGUCGGUGCCCCUGCCUGCGGCGAUGUGAUGAAGUUACAAAUCCGUGUUGACGACAAUGGUAUCAUUUCUGAUGUUAAAUUCAAGACGUUCGGAUGCGGAAGUGCCAUAGCAUCCAGUUCUUAUAUGACUGAACGGGUGAAAGGGUUGUCGCUGGACGAGGCGGGCAAAAUUAAAAACACAGAGAUUGCAAAAGAGCUCUGCUUGCCCCCAGUCAAGCUUCACUGCUCCAUGUUGGCUGAAGAUGCUAUCCGCUCUGCCAUUCGGGAUUAUCGGACCAAGCGCUCG
Messenger RNA from Laccaria bicolor S238N-H82, 378 nucleotides. RefSeq lists its product as uncharacterized. Gene Ontology annotation, molecular function: ferrous iron binding; 2 iron, 2 sulfur cluster binding. The record is from RefSeq and is a predicted model, not a curated record. The annotation marks the transcript as partial. NCBI's taxonomy places the organism in Eukaryota, Fungi, Basidiomycota, Agaricomycetes, Agaricales, Hydnangiaceae. Gene Ontology annotation, biological process: iron-sulfur cluster assembly; intracellular iron ion homeostasis. The transcript has 4 exons. Gene Ontology annotation, cellular component: mitochondrial matrix; cytoplasm.